GCGGCGCCGCCGGGAACGCCAGGACGGACCGGGGUCAGCACCGGGGCUAGCACAGGCACUGGGAUCAACUCCGGGACUGACCGGUACCGGGAUCGGCACCGGGGCUAGCACAGGCACUGGGAUCAACUCCGGGACUGACCGGUACCGGGAUCGGCACCGCGGCUAGCACAGGCACUGGGAUCAACUCCGGGACUGACCGGUACCGGGAUCGGCACCGCGGCUAGCACAGGCACUGGGAUCAACUCCGGGACUGACCGGUACCGGGAUCGGCACAGAGCGCUCGGAUCCCUCCAAGCCCCGGCUCCGCUCCCGGGCAGCUCCAGGAGACGAACCCCGAUUGGAAAACCGGGAUAGAGCCCAAGACAGAGCCCAGAGCCAACGGAAACACCGGCAUGGGACCCGGCAGCACCGGGAUAAGAGCGGGAACAGCCGGGAGCGGAUCUGGGACCACCGGGCGUAGACCGGGAAGCACCGGGACGAGCUCUGGAAACACUGGGAUUCUCCUGCUCCUACUGGGAGCGGCGACGGUGACGGCGACACCGACCACAGCGCCCUCGCCGUGCGCCUCGGACCAGCUGCGCUGCGGAGACGGAUCGUGCCUAUCGCGAUCCUUCGCCUGCGACGGGGACCGCGACUGUCCCGACGGCGAGGACGAGCUGGGCUGCCCCUCCCCGCCCCCGUCGUGGCCCUGCGACCCCUCCUUCUUCACCUGUCGCGACGGGAGCUGCAUCGCGUGGCUCUGGCGCUGCGACGGCGAUCCCGACUGUCGCGAUGGGAACGAUGAAGAGAAUUGCGGAACCCCCCCGCCCCCCCGCCCCUGCCCCUCCCUGCAGUUCCCCUGCGGGUCCGGCGAGUGCGUCCACAGGCGGUGGCGCUGCGACGGGACCCCCGACUGUCGCGACGGCUCCGACGAGGAGGGGUGUGGCACGGCCCCCCCGUGCCCCUCCGGGCAGCUCCGCUGUCGCGACGGGCGCUGCAUCCCCGGGGCCCGGGCCUGUGACGGGACCCCCGACUGUCGCGAUGGUGACGACGAGGAGGAGUGUCCCGACGCACCGUCGUGUUCCCCCCCGCACCGGUUCCGCUGCCGCUCGGGCGAGUGUAUCGCGACAGCGCAGGUCUGCGACGGGCAGCGCCACUGUCGCGACUGGUCCGACGAGCCGCUCAAGGAGUGUGGGGUCAAUGAGUGCCUGGCGGGGAACGGGGGCUGCUCCCACGGCUGCCGGGACCUGCGAGUGGGCUUCGAGUGUCUGUGCCCCCCUGGAUUCAGCCUGAACCCCGACAACCGGACGUGCCACAGCCCCCCCGGGACCCUCCUGGUGAGCACCAGGCACGAGGUGCUGGCGCUGGGGGGCCCCGAACCCCAAACCCUGCAGAGGUCCCUCAAGCACGUGGCUGCACUGGACAUUGGCGUCGAGGAGGGGUCUCUGUUCUGGGGGGACCCCAGCGAGGGGCUCAUCUACAGAGCCCCCCUGGCCCCGGGCCCAGCGGUGCCCCUGGGGGUGGUCCCAGGGCCGGGGUCCCCAGCUGGGAUCGCCCUGGACUGGAUCCACCGGCUCCUGUACUGGACCGAGCCCGGCUCCGGCCGCGUGGCCGUCAGUGACCGCUCGGGGACGCGCCACCGGACCCUGCACCGGGACCCCGACGCACGGCCCUGGGGAGUGGUCGUGGACCCGCUGAACGGGUACCUGUACUGGUCGGACUGGGGAUCCCGCCCCCACAUCGCCCAGGGGGCCCAGGAUGGAGCCCCCCCCAAACUCCUGGUGACCGAGGACAUGGAGCGGCCCCAGGGGCUGGCCCUGGACCAGUCCUCCCAGCGCCUGUACUGGACCGAUGGCCGCCUCCACACCGUGUCCAGCGUGGCCCUGGAUGGGAGCGGCCGCCGGACGCACCUGAGGGACCCCCAGCACCUGGCGCAGCCCUUUGGCCUCGCUGUCUUCCAGGACUGGGCCUUCUGGACCGACCCCCACCAGGGCUCCCUGGUGGCCGCACGGCUCCAGGGGGGCUCCCCCACGCCCCAGGUGGUGGCCCAGGAGCUCUUCAGCCCCGAGGCCGUUGUGGUUCUGCAUCCGGGGAGGCAGCCGGCAGGCCCCAACCUCUGUGAGGGUCCCGGAGGUCUCUGCUCCUUCCUGUGCCUCCCCUCCCCUGCCCGCGGCCCCGGCUCCCCCCGGUUCAGAUGCGCCUGCCCAGACGGGGAGCACCUGGACACUGACGGACACACCUGUGUCACAGAGCCCCCCGGGACCCCUGAGCUCCUCCCCCGGAACUUCAGCAGGGAGGGAAAUGCCUCGAGAGGUAACGGCGCUGCUCCCGACCACGCCCACCGGCCACACCCAUCGACCACACCCACUGGACACACGCUGACCACUCCUGUCCCCACAGGUGCCCUCGGCCAGACGGGGGGACCUGGGGGGGCCCGGCCAGGAGUGACAGCACUUGGGGUCCUGCUGCCACUCGGGCUGGUGCUGUGCCUGGGGGUGGCAGCAAGGGCGCUGUGGCAGGGAUGGCACCGUCGCAACACCAAGAGCAUCAGCUUCACCAAUGCCACCUUCCGGAAAGGGCCCGCGGACCCCCUUGAUGGGGGGGGGCUCGGGGACCCCCUGCGGCCGCUGACAUCAGAGGACGACGAGCCCUGAGGAUCUGGGGAGCCAAGACCCCCCCAGAGCCCCCUGGGGUGGGGGGGCUGCAGGCCUGAGAGCCGGGCUGGGGGCGGCCACACCUGGGAGCAGCUGUGUGCGUGUGGACGCACGUGGGCAGACAUCUGGAUGCACCUGGACACAGCUGGGAAUAGCUGUGCACACCCAGACACGAGUACAGGCACACCUGGGAACACCUGUCAAUGCCCAGACACACCUGGACACAUCUGUGCACACCUGGACACAGGUGCAGACACACCCAUGCACACCUGUGCACACCUGGACAUGGCUGUGCACACCCGGACAUACCUAUGCAGACACACCUGGACAUACCUAUGCAGACACAGGUGCAGACACACCUGGACUUACCUAUGCAGUGCUGUCCAUGCUUGUUCACGGCUGUCCAGGUGUGCUGAGUGACACCUGUACAAGUCUGGGGUUUUUUUACCAAAAUACUGUGAAUUUCGCCCAGAUUGAGGCCCUGGGAAUCGGGCGGGGCUGAGGGGACCGGACGCCUGCCCUUGGCAAUAAAGUUUUAUUUAUUGA
Molecule: messenger RNA, 3179 nt
Organism: Catharus ustulatus (Swainson's thrush)
Lineage: Eukaryota; Metazoa; Chordata; Aves; Passeriformes; Turdidae
Product: low-density lipoprotein receptor-like
Exons: 14
Coding region: 393-2633 (746 amino acids)
Molecular function (GO): calcium ion binding; protein binding
Source: RefSeq, a predicted model, not a curated record